Messenger RNA from Galeopterus variegatus (Sunda flying lemur), 739 nucleotides. It is a transcript of the gene FAM163B, whose product is annotated as family with sequence similarity 163, member B. The coding region runs from base 24 to 521 and encodes 165 amino acids. The record is from RefSeq and is a predicted model, not a curated record. The transcript has 2 exons. NCBI's taxonomy places the organism in Eukaryota, Metazoa, Chordata, Mammalia, Dermoptera, Cynocephalidae.
GCUGUUGAUGGAGAAGGGGGCGGAUGACAGCCGGGACAGUGGUCAUCACCGGGGGCAUCUUGGCGACUGUGAUUCUGCUCUGCAUCAUCGCAGUUCUGUGCUACUGUCGGCUGCAGUACUACUGCUGCAAGAAGGGCGAGUCCGAGGAGGACGAGGAGGAGCCGGACUUCGCGGUGCACUCGCACCUGCCGCCACUGCACUCCAACCGCAACCUCGUGCUGACCAACGGGCCGGCGCUCUACCCGGCCGCCUCCACCUCCUUCAGCCAGAGGUCCCCGCAGGCCCGUGCCCUCUGCCGUAGCUGCUCCCACUACGAGCCGCCCACCUUCUUCCUGCAGGAGCCCCCCGAGGACGAGGACGUGCUCAACGGCGGGGAGCGUGUGGCCUACAGGAGCGUCAGCCAGGAGGACGUGGCACUGUCCCCUGGGGGCCUCGGCGGCCUGCAGGCACUCAACCCUAACCGCCUCUCGGCCAUGCGGGAGGCCUUCUCCCGGAGCCGCAGCAUCAGCACCGAUGUGUGACCGGAGCCCUGGGAGGUCCUGAAACCAUGGCAGGAUCCCUAGGGUGCACCUACCUGGCCUCAGGCCCAGAUCGGGGCUCGGCUGAGCCCUGCUCACAUCCUUGUCCUCAGGGGGGACCCAGGCUUGAGGAACCCCCAGGCUCACUGCAAGGAUAAGGCUCAGUGACCAGAGCUGAGGCCAUAGGGAUAGGGGCAGCGGGGACCUGGAGCUGGACAGGA